AAAAUUAAAUUCUGAUUUUGAUUAAAAAAAUUAAAAAAAAAAUAAAAAGAAAGAAAGAAAGGGAAGAGAGUAGCAAUAUUUGUCAAAGAGCGUGUGCCAAGAAGAAAGAAAUCUUCCUCAUCAUUUUGAUCCAAAUCCAAAUUCUUGUUGGGUUCAAUCAAAUUCAAUCAGCUUCUGCUAAUGGCACACAUUUCAAAAACCCAAUUUCUACAUCAACAAUCGGAUGAAUCAGAGCACCAUAUACUCCAAGAAGAUGAAGGAAUUUCAUCUGAACAAACCCUAGACAACACCAUGACUAACUGCUUUACUUUGGUUGAAGACGAUGAUCUCGUGAACGUGGAGGAGGAAGAAGAAGAAGACGUUCCUUACACCUUCAAUUUCGAUCCGUUUUCUCCGCUCAAUUCAUCGUUUUUCGUUCCUUCAUCUUCCUCGUCCUUUUGUUAUCACCACCAACAUCAUCAUAAUCACCAGGUAAAAUCGAAUUCAAAUUCAUGUUCGUGUUGCUCAUCUGAAUCGGAAUCAGAAUCCUCAUCCGAAUUUCCGGAUUCAACUGUUUAUCCGGAUUGUUUGUAUGGUGACGAUGAAGAAUACGACCAAAUGGAUUUCAUCACCGAUUUGUUCGACUCUCGUGGAGAUACCGAACUUGUUUCUCGCCGGUUUUCGAGCACUGAUGUUGGAAUCAGCGUUUCUGAAGGUAGUCCGAUUGAUGACGACAACGAUGAUUUCGUUUCCAGUAAUAUCGACCAUCUAGGGUUUGAAGGCGGCGGUUUAAGAGUCGUCGGAAUCGAAUCGGACUCAGAUACAGAAGAAUUAGGUCAAGUUAACGAUAGAUUUCAACCCAGUGAACCGAAUCUCGAACGUUUCUGGGAUUGUUCAUCUAUCGAGAGAGAAGAAGCAGAAGCGACUUCUAGGGUUGACGAGAGAGACGGAUUGAGUUCCGUGAUUGAUAGAAUCGAAGAGAUUUCCGUUUCAUCUGAAAUUUCCUCAGAAGGAGACGCCGCCGUUGGGGUUUUGGAAUGGGAGAUCCUUCUAGCUGUCAACAACCUUGAAAGAGACCUCGAAUUUGAAACCGAAGGAGGUGAGGGUUUUGUUUACACAGCUGAAUUCGAUACUCUAAUUGGUCAAUUCGUGGAGACUGUUAGAGCUUUAAGAGGUAGUCCUCCUGCGUCCAAAUCCAUCGUGGAUAAUCUGCCAUUGGUGACCUUAAAGACCAACAAAGAUUCAAAACAAGAAGACGACAAUGUCAUCUGUGCAGUUUGUAAAGAUGAAAUUUCGAUUGAAGAGAAAGUGACAGAGCUUCCAUGUCGUCAUCAUUACCAUGGUGACUGCAUCCUGCCAUGGUUAAACAUUCGUAACACAUGCCCUGUUUGCCGAUUUGAGUUGCCUACAGACGAUGUUGAGUAUGAGAGAAGCAAGAACAGAUUGGAUGUUGUUGUUGAUGAUGAUGAUGAUGUUGAGCUUCGAGUUGGGUAUGGUUUUCAACUUUCACCUUGAUAUUAUAUAUAAUAUAUAGAUAUAUAAUAUUGUGUGUGUAUAUGAUGAUAUCUGUAAAUAGUUUGAUGUUAGUUUUAUCGCAAUGCAAGAAAUUGCGUUUGUUGUUGUGAAAUGUGGUGUCUUUUUUCAUCAGUGUUUAUGUUAAAUGAAAAUAAACUUGAAUUUCA
Messenger RNA from Lactuca sativa (garden lettuce), 1661 nucleotides. RefSeq lists its product as uncharacterized. Gene Ontology annotation, molecular function: ubiquitin protein ligase activity. The record is from RefSeq and is a predicted model, not a curated record. Gene Ontology annotation, cellular component: cytoplasm. NCBI's taxonomy places the organism in Eukaryota, Viridiplantae, Streptophyta, Magnoliopsida, Asterales, Asteraceae. Gene Ontology annotation, biological process: protein ubiquitination.